ACUAAUCCAAGCAGACAGUGUCCACUGCAACACACGCACAAAUACUGUACAUUCACACCUACACCUCAUUCACUCAGUCACAGAGUAGCGGUCGUGCAGGAAGAUGCAGAAAUGUCUGACGGAGGUGUCGCCUAGGUGUGCAGGUUAUGAUGCUGAAAGUGCCAUCACUGUGAAGUAAUACUGCAAGCAAUUACAUCAAUGCCAGCAACACCAGGAGGGUAAAAGUAGUCGCAAUUAUGCCUAGAAGCAAGAGCUCUGAGUCUGUGAAGGUUGUUGUUCGGUGUCGCCCAAUGAAUGAAAAAGAGCGUGCUGCAAACUUUGAGAGGGUGGUGUCUGUAGAUGUAAAGCUAGGUCAGAUUGUAGUGCGUAAUCCAAGAAGUCGGUCCACUCAUGAACAUCCCAAAGUUUUUACUUUUGACUCGGUAUAUGACUGGAACUCAAAGCAGGUUGACCUCUAUGAUGAGACUUUCAGGCCACUGGUGGAGUCAGUGUUGUUGGGAUUCAAUGGCACCAUAUUUGCUUAUGGACAAACAGGUACAGGAAAAACAUAUACAAUGGAAGGAGUACGCAGUGACCCAGAAAAAAGAGGAGUCAUUCCCAACUCCUUCGAGCACAUUUUCACACAUAUCUCCCGAUCACAGAACCAGCAAUAUCUGGUCAGGGCAUCAUACCUGGAGAUUUACCAAGAGGAGGUCAGGGACCUGCUAGCCAAGGACCAGUCUUGUCGCCUGGAGCUGAAAGAGAGACCUGACACAGGUGUUUAUGUCAAAGAUCUUUCUUCAUUUGUCACUAAAAGUGACAGGGAGAUUGAGUAUGUUAUGAAUGUAGGUAACCAAAACCGUUCAGUUGCCUCAACCAACAUGAAUGAGCAUAGUUCCCGUUCUCAUGCCAUAUUUGUCAUCACUAUUGAGUGUAUUGAGUUGGGUCUAGAUGGGGAGAACCACGUCCGUGUUGGAAAACUCAAUUUGGUUGACCUGGCAGGAAGUGAAAGGCAGGCAAAAACAGGUGCUCAAGGAGAAAGACUAAAGGAGGCCACCAAAAUCAACCUCUCCCUGUCUGCUUUGGGUAAUGUCAUUUCUGCAUUAGUGGAUGGCAAAAGCUCCCACAUUCCGUACAGAGAUUCCAAGCUCACGCGUCUGCUACAGGACUCGCUGGGAGGCAAUGCCCGCACUGUCAUGGUGGCUAACAUUGGACCAGCCUCAUACAAUGUAGAGGAGACUCUAACUACGCUACGCUACUCAAACCGUGCUAAAAACAUCAAAAACAAGCCCCGCAUCAACGAAGACCCCAAGGACGCCCUUCUAAGGGAGUAUCAGGAGGAAAAAGCUCGUCUGAAUCAGCAGUUAGAGAAACGAUCAGCGAAAAAGAAGAAGAAAAGGCAGAAGAGAAGACUUGGGGAGGGAGGAGAGGAACUGGAUGAUGAUGAUAAUGAGGAGGAGGAGGAAGGGGCGGGUGGGGAUAAGAACAUAGAUGAUUAUUGGUGGGAGCAGCAGGAGAACCUAGAAAAGGAGAAGAAAGCCAUUAUGGAGGACCAUAGUCUGGUGGCAGAGGAGAAACAGCGACUGCUGUUGGAGAAGGAGAAGAUGAUGAAUGAUCUCCAUCGGGAAAAGGAGGCAUCUGAGAUGCUUGCAGCCAAAGUCAAGGCUAUGGAAAGCAAGCUGUUGGUUGGAGGGAAAAACAUUGUUGACCACACUAAUGAGCAGCAGAGAAUUCUGGAUCAGAAAAGGCAGGAAAUUGCAGAACAGAAAAGGUGUGAACGGGAGAUGGAACAAGAGGUGGAGUGUCGCGAUGAAGAGACUCUUGAGCUGAAGGAGACAUACAGCUCGCUGCAACAGGAGGUUGAUAUAAAGACCAAGAAACUAAAAAAGCUCUUCGCAAAGCUACAAGCUGUGAAGGCAGAGAUCCAUGAUGUCCAGGAGGAACAUAUUGAAGAGAGACAAGAGUUGGAGCAGACACAGAACGAAUUAACCAGAGAAAUCAAACUGAAGCGUUUGAUCAUCGAGAAUUUCAUUCCGUUGGAGGAGAAGAAUAAGAUUAUUUCGAGGGCGACCUUCGAUGAGGAGGAUGACACCUGGAAAAUGAAACCCAUUACCUGUGUUCAAGAUGACCAGCAGAUGAUGAGAAGACCAGUGUCUGCAGUCGGGUACAGGAGACCGCUGAGUCAACAUGCAUGCAUGGCCAUGAUGAUGCGCCCUGAACCCAGAAAUAGGGCUGAGAAUAUCCUGAUGCUGGAACUUGACUUGCCCACACGCACCACUAAAGAGUACGAGGAACCCAUGAUUGCACCAAAGGUGGCAGCUGCUUUAGAACAUGCAUUGAGGGAGGAGGAUGACAUCCAUGUAGAUGCUUCGGCCUUGGGCCAGGCUGGAUUCAUCAAUAAACCCAAAACAAGCUGUCCCAAAACAGGAAAGAAAGUGAACACCCCCAUGUCAGCUCACAGCCUCUCCAGCUCAGGACCCCCACUCUACCCCCAGUCUCGUGGCCUUGUCCCCAAGUUAUGAUGGUAAAAGUGCCAUCACAGUGAAGUAAUACUGCAAGCAAAUACAUCAAUGCCAGCAACACAGGGAAGGUAAUAGUAGACGCAAUUCUGUCCAGAAGCAAGAGCCCUGAGUCUGUGAAGGUUGUUCUGUUGCUCGAUGAAUGAAGAAGAGCAUGCUACAAACUUUGAGAGGGUGGUGUCUAUAGAUGUAAAUCUAGGCAAGAUUGUAGUGCCUAAUCUGAGAAGCUGGUCCACUCAUGAACACCCCAAAGUUUUUACGUUUGACUCAGUCUAUGACUGGAUCUCAAAGCAGGGUACCUCUGUGAUGAGACUUUCAGGCCACUAGUGGAUUCAUGCUUGGAUUCAAUGGCACCAUCUUUGCUUAUGGACAAACAGGUAGAGGGAAACCAUGUACAAUGGAAGGAGUAUGCAGUGACCCAGAAAAAAGGAGUCAUUCCCAACUCCUUUGAGCACAUUAUCACACAUAUCUCCUGAUCACAGAACCAGCAAUAUCUGACCAGGGCAUCAUACCUGGAGAUUUACCAGGAGGAGAUCAGGGACCUGCUAGCCAAGGACCAGUCUCGCCGCCUGGACCUGGAGAAGUCAAAGACCUUUCUUCAUUUGUCACUAAAAGUAUCAGGGAGUUUGAGCAUGUUAUGAAUGUAGGUAACCAAAACCGUCCAGUUGACUCAACCAACAUGGAUGGGCAUUUUUCCUGUUCUCAUGCCAUAUUUGUCAUCACUAUUGAGUGUAGUGAGUUACAUUUACAUUUACAGCAUUUGGCAGACUCCCUUAUCCAGAGCGACAUACAAUAAGUGCUUAAAUCUCUAUCACUGGAUACAUUAAUGCUGGCUCACUAGGUUACACACUUAAGAUACAGUACCAUGAGUUUAAAACAUUGUUCAAAGUUACGAUGAGUUUUUUUAACAUAAAUGCAAAAGAUAAGGAAAGAAGUGCUAGUUGAAGUGUUUCCUGAAUAAGUAGGUCUUCAACCGCCAUUUGAAAAUAGCCGGUGACUCAGCUGUCCGGACCUCUAGGGGAAGUUCAUUCCACCACCUUGGUGCCAGAACAGAGAAUAGUCUUGUAGUAUGCUUGCCUCUUACCCUGAGAGAUGGUGGAACCAGUCGAGCAGUGCUGGUAGAUCGGAGGGUGCGGGUGCAGUGAUGAGGGCUUUGAGGUAAGAGGGAGCUGGUCCAUUUUUGGCUUUGAAGGCCAGCAUCAGUGUUUUGAAUCUGAUGCGUGCAGCUACCGGAAACCGACAUGAGUGAGUCACAUUAGCAACAUGAGAGGAAAAGGACAGUUGAUUGUCCAUGGUUUCCCCAAGGUUGCGAGCUGUGGCUGAAUAGGAGAUUAGAUCGUUGUUCAAGGAUAUAGCAAGAUCAUGACCUGGGGAUGAAUCACCUGGAUGAACAGCAGUUCAGUUUUGCUAGGAUUGAGCUUUAACUGAUGAGCAGUCAUUCAUGAUGAUAUUUCUGCCAGACAUGCUGAGAUCCGAUCAGAAGUUGUGGUAUCUGAAGGUGGGAAAGAGAAGUUGUGUAUCAUCAGCAGAGCAGUGGUAAGAGAACCCAUGUGAGGAAAUAUCUUCACCAAGAGAGUGAGUAUACAGGGAGAAAAGAAGAGGACCAAGUACUGAGCCCUGUGGGACACCAGUGGAGAGUCUGCAUGGAGCAGAUGUCAUUCCCCUCCAUGAUACCUGAUAUGAGUGUCCUUCCAGGUAGGAAGCGAACCAUUCCCAAGCUGAUCCGCAAAUCCCAAGACUCCUGAGGGUGGAUAAGAGAGUCUUGUGGUUGACCGUAUCAAAUUCUGCUGAAAGAAACGAGAGAAGUGAUACCGGCCUGUAGUUACUGAUGUCAGAUAGAUCCAGAGCAGGUUUCUUUAGGAUGGGAAUAACCCUUGCUCUCUUGAAAGUAGUUGGUACUUGACUAUAUUGUAUCUAUUGAUGAUAGUGGUAAUGAAGGGCAGAAGGUCUUGCGAGAUGGUCUGGAGCAUAGUGGAAGGGAGUGGAUCCAUUGGGCAGGUGGUAGGAUUGCAAGACUGGAUGAGAUGACUUGUAAGAUCUCUUCUGUGAGUUAGGUCUAGAUGGGGAGAACCACACCCACAUUGGGAAACUCGAUUUGGUUGACCUGGCAGAAAGCGAAAGGUAAACAAAAACA
Messenger RNA from Tachysurus vachellii, 4632 nucleotides. Its product is annotated as kinesin-like protein KIF3B. Bases 237 to 2501 code for a protein of 754 amino acids. NCBI's taxonomy places the organism in Eukaryota, Metazoa, Chordata, Actinopteri, Siluriformes, Bagridae. The transcript has 10 exons. Gene Ontology annotation, biological process: microtubule-based movement. Gene Ontology annotation, molecular function: microtubule binding; microtubule motor activity; ATP binding. The record is from RefSeq and is a predicted model, not a curated record.